This is a messenger RNA of Naegleria gruberi, 945 nucleotides long. RefSeq lists its product as uncharacterized. Gene Ontology annotation, molecular function: pseudouridine synthase activity; RNA binding. Lineage: Eukaryota; Heterolobosea; Eutetramitea; Acrasida; Naegleriidae. The coding region runs from base 1 to 945 and encodes 314 amino acids. The transcript has a single exon. Gene Ontology annotation, biological process: pseudouridine synthesis. The record is from RefSeq and is a predicted model, not a curated record.
AUGUCUUCUUUUGAGCAGAUUGCAAGUUUGACUGUUUCUGUUGAUUACCACAAGGAAAGACUCGAUGUCUUUCUAUUUGAUUGUUUCUUCAAGGAGAGACAAGUUUCAAAAUCAUCACUCGGAAAGACAAUUCAAUAUUCAAAUGGAGAAAAUUCAAAGUACAGAUUUUUAUAUAAUGAUGAGGAGACUAAUAAGCCUGCUCUCAAAUUACGACAUGGUGAUGUGGUUAUUGUGAAGGAAAGAAAGGAAAAGACAACAACAGCCUCUUCGGAAUCAUCAAGUUCUGAACAAUUAUCAGUAGCCAGUAAUACUACAGAGGAAAAUGCUGCUUCCUCAUCAACUACAAGUGAUGCAAUCAUGCCAGAAAACAUUCCUCUCAACAUUCUGUUUGAAGAUGAUUUUCUCAUUGUUUUGGAUAAGCCUAAAUUCAUGACAGUGCAUCCUUCUUUAAAACCAAAACCAAGAAAUACUACUGGAACUUUGGUGAAUGCUCUCUUAUUCCACACAAAUGGAAAAUUAUCUACUUGUGGAAGCUGUGAAGAACAUUACAGACCUGGUAUUGUUCACAGAUUGGAUAGAGACACUAGUGGAAUUAUGGUUGUUGCCAAAGAUGAUGAAACUCAUUUGGCAUUGAAGAAAUUAUUCGAAAAUAAGAAUGUAGGAGAUGAAAAUAAUGAAGAUAAAAUAACCAGAUACUACCAAGCCCUUGUAGAAAAUGAAUUGAACCAAUCAGAAGGAAGAAUUGAAAUUUACAUAAAGAGACAUCACUCCAUGCCAUCCAAGAGAGAGGUAACUAACAAUGCACUAGAAACUGGUGCCAAACUCAGUAUUACUGAAUAUAAGGAGCAAAAAACCUUCCCAGUCAAUAAUUUAACUGGUUGUAAAGUUUUAACACUUGUGAGAUGUAAACUUUUAACUGGAAGUAAGUAUUUGAGAAAUGUUUAA